GGAAGUCACCUGACACAAACAACGCAACACAGGCGUCUCUUCAGCUAGGAACGUUGAUCAUGCUGCUGACUUGCCAGCCAAACUAUUACCAAUUAUAACAUCGUGAAGUUCAACGUUGUACUUUGUUUCAGAGGAAAGUUCUCUAAAAGAGUCAACAUGCCUCAGUCGUCGGCCCUCAUCAGUGGGGUUCAGAGCCUGGUGGUGUACGAGACAAGAGCCCGGUAUUUCAUAGUGGGAAGUAAUCAGGCUCAAACCAAACAUCGCGUGCUGAAGAUCGACCGCACCGAACCAAAGGAUCUGGUCAUCAUCGACGACAAGCAUGUGUACAGCCAGCAGGAGGUCAGGGAACUGCUUGGACGCUUGGAUCUGGGAAACCGGACUAAGAUUGGGCAAAAGGGAUCCUCUGGGCUGUCCCGGGCGGUCUCUGCCUACGGCAUUGUGGGGUUUGUGCGUUUCCUGGAGGGCUACUACAUUGUGUUGAUCACCAAGCGCAGAAAGAUGGCCGACAUUGGCGGUCACUCCAUUUACAAAGUAGAAGACACCAGCAUGAUCUACAUCCCAAAUGACUCUGUCAGGGUCACACACCCCGAUGAGGCCAGGUAUGUGAGGAUCUUUCAGAAUGUUGACCUGUCCAGCAACUUCUACUUCAGCUAUAGCUACGACCUGAGCCACUCGCUGCAGUACAACCUGACCAUGCUGCUGAGGCCCUGGGAGCUGAGUUCCACGGUGGAGCCCUCGGUCGACGAGGAGCACCCCUCACAGAGCCGCCAGGACAGCUUCGACAUCUUCGAGGACGAGGGACUUCCCAUGCAAGUGGUGAACGGGCUGAAGAAUGAACCCUACCUUAAGUAUGUCUGGAACGGGAAGCUCCUGGAGCGGGUCAAGGACAUCGUGCAUCACGAUUGGCUGAUGUACAUCAUCCACGGCUUCUGCGGCCAAUCCAAGCUGGUCAUCUACGGCCGGCCCGUCCACGUCACCCUCAUCGCCAGGCGCUCCAGCAGGUUUGCUGGCACUCGCUUCCUCAAAAGAGGUGCCAACUGUGAGGGCGACGUGGCCAACGAGGUCGAGACGGAGCAGAUAAUCCACGACGCCUCCGUCAUGUCCUUCACAGCGGGAAGCUACUCCUCCUACGUCCAGGUGCGAGGCUCCGUGCCCCUCUACUGGUCCCAGGACAUCUCCACCAUGAUGCCCAAGCCCCCCAUACGAUUGGAUCAGGCAGACCCGUACGCCUACGUCGCCGCUCUCCACUUUGACCAGAUGCUGCAGCGCUUUGGAUCACCCAUCAUCAUCCUCAACCUGGUCAAGAAACGCGAAAAGAGGAAACACGAGAAGAUCCUGAGUGAGGAGCUGUACCCGGCAGUGAUCAACCUAAACCAGUUCCUACCGCCCGAGCACUGCAUCGACUACAUUGCCUGGGACAUGGCCCGCUACACCAAGAGUAAACUCUGCAACGUGUUGGACCGCCUCAGCAUGAUCGCAGAGAACGUGGUCAAAAGAACGGGAUUCUACAUCAACCGCUCUGACUUCUACUGUCACACCCUGAGACCCGACGAGAGGUGGGGAGACGUUGGCGGUCACAUCACAUCCACAGGACGUCUUCAGACUGGGGUACUGCGGACCAACUGUGUGGACUGUCUGGACCGGACCAACACGGCCCAGUUCAUGGUGGGGAAGUGUGCUCUGGCCUAUCAGCUGUACGCGCUCGGCAUGAUUGACAAGCCCAAGCUUCAGUUCGAUACGGACUGCGUCAGGUUGUUUGAGGAGCUGUACGAGGACCACGGAGACACUCUCUCCUUGCAGUACGGUGGCUCCCAACUGGUCCACAGGGUCAAGACCUACCGCAAAAUCGCCCCCUGGACCCAACACUCCAAGGACAUCAUGCAGACGCUGUCCCGCUACUACAGCAACGCCUUCUCAGACGCAGACCGGCAGGACGCCAUCAACCUGUUCCUCCAGGUGUACCAGCCCUCUGAGCAGCGGCCCCACCUGUGGGAGCUGCCCACAGACUUCUACCUGCACCAUAAGAGCAGCAUGGCCCUGGCCCAGGAGAGACGCAGCUACACAUACUGGUGGUCUGAAGGAGUGUUGGCCUUCCUGCCUGUGGCCUACGACGAAGUGGCUUGCAAGGACAACAUGAGGAAGGUGAAGGUGAAGCGUGUAAACCGCUACGACGAGGCCAUCGACAUCUACACCGAGUUCUUCAAGCCGUACGAGCUCACGUCCUUCGACGACACCUUCUGCAUCGCCAUGACCAACUCCGCAAGGGAGUUCAUGCCCAAGACGGUGGGAGUGGACCCCAGCCCAUUCACUGUGCGCAAGCCUGAGGAGACCGGGAAGUCCGUGCUGGGGAACAAGAGCAGCAAGGAGGAGGCGGUGGUGCAGAGGAAGACGGCGGCCAGUGCCCCCCCGCCCCCCAGCGAGGAGGCCAUCUCCAGCACGUCGGAGGACGACUCGGAGGAAGACCGCGAGGAUGACGGCUCCGUCUCUCAGCGCUCCACCCCCAUCAAGCUGCUCACCGAGUCGGGGGACAGCACACGGACACACGAGGAGUGCCAGCAGCAGCUGCCUGUGAGGGCGCCGUACGGGAUAAACCUUGACGAGCUCCCUGCUGACGAGGACCUGCUGAUCUACCAGCGGUUUGCACAUCUGGGCAAGAGCCAACACAAAGUGGAGAGGAAUGAAGCUGUACAUCUAGCAGACUUCAUCUGCCUGGAUCCGGUGUCUCUCUUCCAGGAGGACAGCGUCUACGCCACGGCCCCCCCCAAGGUUGACCCUGACAGCCGCGAGGUGUUCGAGGGCCAUGUGAUGACGGGCCAGGGCCAGGUGAGGUCCCUGUGCAGGGAGGACGUGCUGAUGUACCGGGAGUACAUCAAGAACAGAUACAUGUGAGGCUGCCAGUGACCAUGAGGCCUCCAGCCAGCCAGGAGUUCUCUGAACGUACGGCAACACCCUGGUCUGCAGAGGAUAAGGAUAGGCAUCCCUGCCUGGAAAGUGUAUAUUGCUGAAUCAUCAAUUUAUUUUGUAUUUAUUUAUUUUAAGUGUAUAGCAGAAACACUUUGCUGGCAUCUGGAUAAUUGAUCCUGAUAAGUAAAUGUUUUUUCAAUUAUUAUGAAAUAUGUUUUAUUUAAAAGUGAUACUUGAGCAUAUAAAGUGACUGUUUUUAAAUGUGUGUAUUACAAUCAUUUUUUAAUUUAAUUUUAAAUCAGUGAAAUAUAAUUGUAUUUAUUUUUAAAAUAAAGUAUUUGAAAUGAAUAUGUACUAUUUUUAAAUGUUCAAUUAAAGUCUAGUCCUUCAUACUUCCUCUUUACAAGCACGCACAAACACACACAUGAACAAAACCCAAUGUUUCUAUGUCUGGCUACCCCGCUCCACUGGUUGAAUACAGCAGAGUUUGUAGAGUGGUUCAAAGGUCACAAUGGGCAUGUCCUCCGUUGUAUAUGAGCAUGUGUGGUGAUGGGGAGUAUCACCACACUGAAAGGUGUAAGAUUAAAUCCUUAAACUAGUUUUGAUGAGCCCCCUGGGUCUCCUUCGUCGUAGUACUAUUUUGUACACAUCCAGUAUGAGUUAUAUUAUUAUGAUUGUUUCUUUAUAGUUUGUUUUUUUGCAAAGGUCUAAUACUUGUGAAGACUCAAUCAUAGACUCUAUGGUCUACUUCUAAGCAUUGGUGAACUACUUCCAACAGAAGAGGCCCUUGCCCUGGAAGGUCCUGUUGUGUUUUGAACUGAGGCCACUUUGGGGCGGUUGUCUCUAAUGGCUUGUCUAUCCUGAAGACCUCCAGCAGUCUGCAGAGGAACUCGAAAUUAAACCCCUUUCAAUGGUUGACCACUUCUAGCAGUGGGGCGGCUUUGGUUUAAUAGGGUGCACCACCUCACACUGGGGGGAGGUUAGCACCAGGGUUCGACUACAGCUCUAUAUCGUCAGCUGUCCUACUGUUGUCUGACUGAAUUCAGCAUUUACCUAAUUUUUCCAAAUUCAGUCCAGGCUGCUUGACCGGUUAAUUAAUCUUUUUUUGUUACUAUGUAUUGUUUUAUAUCAUUAAUUAAACAAUGCAAACAAAAGGUAGUACAAUUGUUUUAUAUAAUAUACAUUCUUUUUAUUGGAGGCAUGUGUCAAUCUAACAUCAAUUAGAUAAUGGUUUGACAAGGAGUGUGUGAGGUAAUCAUUAUGGUAUGGGUCUGAAGAGCAGAUCACAUCAGAACAGUCAGUACCUUCUGGGUAUUACAAGGUCUUUGUGUCCCAGGGAGCACAAUUCACAUGAUUC
Messenger RNA from Gadus chalcogrammus (walleye pollock), 4261 nucleotides. It is a transcript of the gene fig4a, whose product is annotated as FIG4 phosphoinositide 5-phosphatase a. The transcript is spliced from 24 exons. Gene Ontology annotation, cellular component: intracellular membrane-bounded organelle. Gene Ontology annotation, molecular function: phosphatidylinositol-3,5-bisphosphate 5-phosphatase activity. The record is from RefSeq and is a predicted model, not a curated record. Gene Ontology annotation, biological process: phosphatidylinositol dephosphorylation. Bases 157 to 2889 code for a protein of 910 amino acids. Lineage: Eukaryota; Metazoa; Chordata; Actinopteri; Gadiformes; Gadidae.